GGCCUCAGUUUACCUCUCUGUCCAAAGACAGAUCUAGAGGCUCUGUGCCAGGGAGCAGGUGGUGAGCAGAAAGUGAAGCUGCCAGAUUUUCGGCCUCAUAGAGGCCUUUGACCCUUGUCUCCCGAAACUCCCAGAUAAGGAGAUUGUGGGGUAAUAAAUCUGCCUGGAGUUUUGGUCAGGGCUUGAUGUGGGAAAUAAAUAGGAAGAAAUUCUGUUAUGUGUCUCCAGAGAGUCAAGACUGGAAUAGCUGACAGGCACACAGCUCCGCCACCUUCAUGGGUCCCAUGCGGUGUCUGCCGCAUGCCGGCCAUACAGCCCUCAGUGGAUCAUCUUCACAGGUGGGCGGGGUGGAGUAUUACCAUUUUAUAGGUGGAAAAACAGAAAACCAAAGAGGGAUAGGAUUUGCCUAAGGGCACACAGCAAAUGAUUGUCAGAUUUAAGACUUGAGCCUGGCCAGCACACUUGCUGUUAAAGUAUCAGUCCUGGCCCCUUGGCUUCUAGUACCCAGAGGAGGGAUUUGGGAGAGGCUGGUGGCUGGAGAAGGAGGUAUAAACCAGGAGCCAGGUUGCUCUCCCCCGUGUACCUGCCUGUGGGAUCUGGUCUGUAUAUGGACAAAGCAGAAGGGAAGGACCAUUUUGGGCUGACGUUGCUAUGGAUGGUUGGAUGGAUGGAUGGAUGGAUGCCUGGAUGGAUGGAUGGAUGGGUAUGUAGGUGAAUGGAUUGAUGCAUGUAUAUAUGGGUGGAUGGAUGGAUGGAUGGACGGACGGAUAGAGAGAUGUAUGGAGGGAAGGAAGACAGAAGGAAGGAGGGAGAAACACAGGGAGAAAGAAAGGAACUCCACCAGCUGAACUACUUUGUACCAGACAUGCAUGUGCUUGGUAUUUUACAUACAUUAUCUCAUUUAAUCCUUCUCAAGAUCCCAUGAGUUAGAUAUUAUGGUAACCCUUUUACAGACUAGAAUGCUGAGGCUCAGAGACAUUUAGCAAUGAGGAUCCAGGAUUUAAACAUGGUACUUCCUCUUUUCUCCGCACUUGGCUACCUCCCUAGAUAUCCAGAUGAGCACCUCAUAGGAAGGAGAGACUGCUCAGGCUGCUGAGCCAAGAAGGCUCCGUGGAGAUGUGAUCCAUUCACCAGAUCUACCAUUUGAGCUGAGCCCAGGAAGGUGGAUGAGAGGAAGGGGCGUUCUAGGAGAUCAAUGUCAUGGCACCCCCAGUACCGGAGCUCCAAGUUCCGCCACGUCUUUGGCAAACCAGCCAGCAAGGAGAACUGCUACGACUCAGUGCCCAUCACCCACAGUGUCCAUGACAAUCACUUCUGUGCUGUGAACCCCCACUUCAUUGCAGUCGUGACUGAGUGUGCUGGUGGAGGGGCUUUCCUCGUCAUUCCUCUGCACCAGACAGGAAAGUUGGACCCUCACUUCCCCAAGGUCUGCGGACAUAGAGGAAACGUCUUAGACAUCAAGUGGAACCCUUUUGAUGAUUUCGAGAUUGCCUCCUGUUCUGAAGAUACCACGAUUAAGAUCUGGGACAUCCCAAAGCAGCUGCUGUCAAGGAACCUCACAACCUUCAGGAAGGAGCUGGUGGGCCACUCCCGCAGAGUGGGCCUGGUGGAGUGGCACCCCACAGCCGCCAACAUCCUCUUCAGCUCUGGCUAUGACUACAAGGUGAUGGUCUGGAAACUGGACACAAAGGAGUCUGUAAUCAAGAGCCCCGUGAGGACAAUUGACUGUCACCAGGACGUGAUCCUCUCCAUGUCCUUCAACAUCAACGGCAGCCUACUGGCCACCACCUGUAAAGACCGCAAGAUUCGGAUCAUCGACCCCCGAGGGGGAACCGUUCUCAAAGAAGCCAACUACAAGGGGCACCGGGCCAGCAAGGUGCUGUUUCUGGGGAACAUGAAGAAGCUGCUAUCCACAGGCACAUCUCGAUGGAACAACCGGCAGAUGGCCCUGUGGGACCAGGACAACCUCUCUGUGCCUCUCACAGAGGAAGACCUGGAUGGCUCUUCGGGAGUGCUGUUUCCCUUCUAUGAUGUGGACACCAACAUGCUCUACGUGGUGGGAAAGGGAGACGGGAACAUCCGCUACUAUGAGGUGAGCUCAGACAAGCCUCACUUGAACUACCUGACUGAAUACCGAUCCUAUCACCCACAAAAGGGGAUUGGUGUCAUGCCAAAGAGAGGUCUCGACGUGUCCUCCUGUGAGAUCUUCCGCUUCUACAAGCUGAUCACAACCAAAAGCCUCAUCGAGCCUGUAUCCAUGAUCGUGCCCCGGCGGUCGGAAUCCUACCAAGAGGACAUCUACCCCCCAACAGCAGGAGCCCAGCCCUCUAUGACGGCCCAGGAGUGGCUCAGUGGGGUGAACAGAGGGCCACACCUGGUGUCCCUCAGACCUGGCUCUGAGCUGCUGAGCCCCCAGCCACACCCUCCAGAGAGGCCCCUCUCCAACUUCUCGGCCGCAGCCUCACUCCGGGCUCCAGACUGGAUGGACAAUCUGGCUCCAGAGGGUGGCCAGAGGCCUUCCUCCCUGCUGGAGGAGAAGCCACCACACCGGGCAACAGAACACAGGCUGGAGGAGAAGAAAGCCUGGCUCACAAACGGCUUUGAUGUUUUCGAAUGUCCCCCACCAAAGACAGAGAAUGAGCUGCUGCAGAUGUUCUACCGGCAACAGGAAGAGAUCCGCAGGCUCCGGGAGCUGCUGACCCAGCGCGAGGUGCAGGCCAAACAGUUGGAACUGGAGAUCAAAAACUUGCAGACGGGCUCAGGGAGGUUCUGAGCAGGGGCCUCUGCCCUCCUCGCCCUCAGGGACACCACUUGGCUCCAUGGGGAGGUCCAGAACCAAGCCACAAGUCCCCCAAGAACAACCACUAUUUCUAUAUUUUUUACCAGAAAACGAAACUCUCAGUCGCUGAAAGAGAUUCCAGUGGGACCUGGUGCCGUUUUUCUAUUUGCCUUCUUGCAACAAGUUUCCGAAUGGACUGUUUGUUAGAUGCUACCUUGCCUUCUGUUUAAGUCCGAUUUUAAGGGUCCACGAUGAGCUAUAACUUCUGAAGGGGAAAGAGCACUGUAGAAAGUAAGAGCUGGGAGGUGAACUCCCUUGUGAUUUUUAAACUGUAAUCCACAGAGUGAGGGGGGAGGCUGAGCAGGAGGGCCAUGCUCCCCUAUACUCCUCCAACCAGACAGCUCCCCUUUUAUUUGUUCUAUUUAUCGGGCUUCUAUGGAAGACAUAAUAGUGCUACUAAAAAAAAUAAAAAAUUGGAAGUUGAAAGUCAGUGAUCGGGCCCUACUCUCCCAUUUUACAGGCAGAGAAACUGAGCUCCUGAGAAGGGCAAGUAACUCAAAGUCACCAGAAUGUUUAUGGUAGGGCUGAGCUGAGAUCUUGGUCUGUUUCUGAUCUGAGGUACAUCUCACCCUAACUGGGCGGGAACCCUUUGGUUCAGGCCUCAGCUGCACCCCAACUUGCUCAGUGACUUCUGGCAAGUCCAUCCACUUCUGGUCUCAAUUUCCCCAUCUGAUCAGGGGGAACCUUUGAAUGACCUGCCUGAGACAAGAAACUUUGGCCUUGGCCGGAGGAAAUGAAAAUGUGGGGUGAUGAUCUAGAAACUCACAAGACACUGGCAAAGGGGCAAAGUUUAGGGAAAUGAGUCAAGAUUGAGCUUGAUUCUAGAACACAGACAAGAGGGUCAAAACUAUCCUCUCUUCAACCAGAAUCAGCCAGCUGUGGGUGGAUAGUUAUCCUUUAUGUGGGGAUGCAGACAUCAAAGAGGUACCCAUGACCACUGACUGCGGCCACAAAAGCCCUUGGGGUCGGUCACAAAGCCUGCCUCCUCCCCUGCCCAGAGGCAGAUUCCAGCCCAAGCUAACAGAAAAGUCCACCCCUCCCCCACGUAAGGUGCCCCUGUACUGGAAGUAUGCAAGCACAGCCCUGUGGCCACCGCCCAGGAGGCCUCUAGAGAGGAUUGGCUGUACUAGGUGAGAAGGCAGGACUAGAUGGCCCUCAAAGUCCCCUUCUGGCCAAGGAGUUUUUGUGCCCGCCUGUGCGAAUCUGUGUUCUGAGCCCUGUUCUAAGGUUCUCCCUUUCUAAGGGCCCAGAAAGAGACUGGGGGUGACUGGAAGUUCAACACGCUUCUCCUUCCAGAGGAGAGGCAGACGAUGAGUCUUCGCCAUUGUGCAGGGGGAUUCUGGAGCAAAGGUAGGGGCUGCAAGAGGCCACCUAACCUAGUGGGUUUCAACCCAGGCUGUACUUUAGACCAGAAGCCCUGGUGGCUCAGUUGUUAAGUGCUUAGCUGCUAACCCAAAGGUCAGCGGGUCGAACUCAUCAGCUGCUCUAUGGGAAAAAGAUGUGGCAGUCUGUUCUGUAAAGAUUACAACCUUGGAAAUUCUGUGAGUCAGCCUCAUCGCCAGGACAAGGGGUUUGGUUUUUUGUUUGGUUUGUACAUUAGAAUCACCUUGAGGGCAUUCAGAAAAUACAAAGGCUCAGGCCCUACCCCAGAGCAAUUAAAUCUGAACCUCAGGAGCAAGCAUGGACCUCUGUACAUGUUUAUAAGCUCCCCGGGUGAUUCUGCAAUGCAGUGAGGAUGGAGACCCACUGGACUAGUCCAUCUGUACCCCUUUGCAGUGAAGAUGAGGACAAUAAGCCCCAAAUAGGAGCUGGGACUUCAAGGUCUUCGGAGAGCUGGGACUCAAACCCAUAUCCUCUAAGUCCUGGCUGGAAGUUCCUAAAAUGUCAAAAAGUGUGGCCCCCAGCCCUGCCCCAGGUCUCUCCAGGACCCCAGUGCAGCAUGAUGGGGGCUCUGUGUUCCUGUGUGCCCCUCCCUAACCAUGGCCGAUUCCCCCUGUCUGUCUGCAUCUACCAGACGCCCAUGUUCCUCUUCCUUUUCUUGUCUUCCGUUCACUCGGUCACUGGGGCUCGCUCCAGUCUGAGGCCCCAGCCAAGCUUGCCUUAUUGUGCUCUGGAGAAAAAGGCCAAAUUCCAGGCAUGUCAGGGAAGCAGAGCUCCACUGGAGGAGGUUACCUCUCCCACCUCAUUUGUGGCUAGCAGUUUACAGUUUACAAAGCCCUCCCACCUCCGCUCACUGAUGCAUCCUACCCUCAUGCAGGUCAGGCAGGUGUUGCUCUCCUUAUCCUCACGUCCAGAGGGUAGGAAGACCUAGCCUCAGAGCAGUGAGGAAAAAUCAUAGCCAGGGUCACUGGCUGCAGAGUGGUGGAGGUGGGGGCUGAGUCCAGAGAGCUUCUCAGCAUGCCUCCUCUGCACCAUCCCUUCUCAAGCCCCCCACUCCUAGGGGUCCCAGAUCUCAUGCUUAAAAACAGUACGCAGGAGUCUUUAAAUGAACUUGUUUUCUUUUUUUACAUCUAGAAUAAAUUAUUUAAAUUAUUUCUCAGCAAGGGAGAGGGAUAGGUAAUUUUUAUCACAUAUUUUUUUAAGCCUUUUUUUUUUUUUUUUAAUUAAGUUUUUGUGUAUAUUCUUGAUCUGCUGAAGCGGAACUUGCCCAGAGCCAGUAGGGCCCAGCCAGUCAGCAGAGGGUUCACUCAGCCCCUCUACUUGCUACCCUGGGCGCCACCUGAGUGUAAACUCAGGAACUUCCUGAGAAUGAGGGCAGAAUUUGAAAAUGAGCUUUGUGGUAGUGGUGGCUACGCAUCCACCUUAGCUCUAAAAUAAUUGUUCUUUCUGGAACAGGGUCUGAGAUUAUAUCAUAGGGCAAAACAGGGAGUCAGAAGUCGAUUUAUGCUUUUAAUAUGAAACCGUGCCUGAAACAGUUUGAAUGAUUGCUUUAUCAUUGUUUCUGAAGUUACUUUUACCUUUGUAAAAAGAAAUAAUAACAAAAGUGAAAAUAAAUGUUGUGGAAUUGUGCAAUGGAAAGACUGUAAUAAAUAAAAUCUGGCUAGACAUUUUAUCACA
Messenger RNA from Loxodonta africana (African savanna elephant), 5896 nucleotides. RefSeq names its product coronin 2A (gene CORO2A). The transcript has 12 exons. Gene Ontology annotation, molecular function: actin filament binding. NCBI's taxonomy places the organism in Eukaryota, Metazoa, Chordata, Mammalia, Proboscidea, Elephantidae. The record is from RefSeq and is a predicted model, not a curated record. Bases 1196 to 2773 code for a protein of 525 amino acids.